UCGAAGCUAUUUGGACACAUCGUCGUUCAUAUCAGAGAACGUAUCUCUGUUCAUAUAUAAAGUUUGUUAGUUUUGCCAUUAAUUAGUUAAAUAGUGAUCGAAUAUGACAGCAACAUUGCGGUAUCGUGGGGAUAAAAACAAUAUUAUUGAGUUGGCAAAAACUUUAGAUGCUUUUAAGAAAGUGCCGGAAAAAUAUACAGAAACAACAGAAAUAGGGGGCACAUUAUCUUUAUUGAGUCGUUUGCUCAUUAUUUACCUCAUUUAUAAGGAGGUAUGCUAUUACAAAGAAGCUGAUCUCAUUUAUCAAUUUGAACCUGACAUCGACAUGGAUGAUAAAGUACAAAUGCAUGUCGAUAUCACCGUGGCCAUGCCAUGCUCCUCCCUUUCUGGCGUUGACCUAAUGGAUGAGACACAACAGGACGUAUUCGCGUAUGGUACCUUACAACGAGAAGGAACUUGGUGGGUUUUACCUGAAGAGGAACGUCUUCAAUUCGAACGCAUGCAGCAUAUGAAUACGUUUUUGAGAGAAGAAUAUCACUCUGUUGCGGAUAUUCUAUUUAAAGAUAUUAUCAAGAAUAAUGAAGUGAAUGUGAAACCAAUAGGAGACUUGAAAAAACUUCCGGAGGAGCAAUAUGAUGCAUGCCGUUUACAUGGAACAUUGGGUAUUAAUAAGGUCGCUGGAGUUCUGCACUUGGUUGGUGGUGCGCAGCCAUUUGUUGGGCUCUUCGGCGAUCACUGGACAAUCGAUUUUCGACGUACGCCAGCUAAUUUCACGCAUCGCAUCAAUCGCUUAAGUUUUGGUCAAUAUUCACGACGCAUCGUACAACCGCUUGAAGGCGACGAAACGCUAGUAGCCGAUGAAGAAACAACGGUACAAUAUUUUUUGAAAAUUGUACCCACCGAAAUACACAACACCUUCACAACGAUCAAUACGUAUCAAUAUUCAGUGAGCGAGAAUGUGCGACAAUUGGACUCGACCAAAAAUUCGUACGGCUCCCCUGGCAUCUAUUUUAAAUACGAUUGGUCGGCAUUAAAGAUCAUUGUGCGCACUGAUCGUGAUAAUCUCGUGCAAUUCAUAAUACGACUAUGUUCCAUCAUUGCGGGCAUCAUCGUUGUCUCAGGCAUUUUAAAUACCAUUUUGGUGUCUAUGCAGCGCCUUACCAUCAAUAUAAUUGCGCCUCAAGUUUUACAACAGACACUAAAUCAACACCACGACAGUGCUAGCCGCGACGGUGGCGCACAUAUCGCUGUUGGAGCUGGUGCUGUGAACGUGAAUCUCGACAGCGCCAGUUUCGCGACGCCCACGACUAAAGUACUGUCGAAUAAUCUCAUAAAUACCGCGAAUAUCAUGUCUGACAGCAUUAGCUUGCUGAAUGCCACAACUACAACAACCAGCAUUCCAACGAUUGUGCCAAUAGCCGUUGAUGAGGAGCCACCAUCAAAAUAACCGAUUCACAUGCACUCCACGUAGAGGAUUUUCUACACUGCGUUCGAGGUAAAAGCCUCGCUAAUUUCACAAUUAAUUUUUAUGCAAAGAUUAUAUAUUGUCAACGGUUAUGUACACGUACAUAUAUACAUAUAUUUGUAUGUUUCAUUAAAACAUCUUUCAUAUGUUCUUUGUAAGAAUAA
This is a messenger RNA of Bactrocera latifrons, 1629 nucleotides long. Its product is annotated as endoplasmic reticulum-Golgi intermediate compartment protein 2. NCBI's taxonomy places the organism in Eukaryota, Metazoa, Arthropoda, Insecta, Diptera, Tephritidae. Gene Ontology annotation, biological process: retrograde vesicle-mediated transport, Golgi to endoplasmic reticulum; endoplasmic reticulum to Golgi vesicle-mediated transport. Gene Ontology annotation, cellular component: COPII-coated ER to Golgi transport vesicle; endoplasmic reticulum; membrane. The transcript is spliced from 6 exons. Bases 104 to 1447 code for a protein of 447 amino acids. The record is from RefSeq and is a predicted model, not a curated record.